GGCAGACUAGUCCUAGACGCUCGCUUGUGAAGUCACCAACUUGGCUUCUGUCCCGUCGUUAGGCCGAAUCUGUCCUCAUGCGAUGAGAGCAUACAUCAUGGUUGGAACGGUAUGGUAAGUGUUCACCCACAGGCCGUAGUCACUUGGUCUGUGGGUCAAGCUCUCUUUUUCAAUAUGAUCGUCAACUCGAGCCUCCUACCCGAAUUCCUUAGUCGGUUUUUGCAAAAAGUCAUGGGAAGUCUCGCGUGCGAGAUUCAGGAAGAAAAGCCCAGGAAGGAGGAGUACGAUAUCUACCAAGAUGUUCUUUCGCAGUUCCCUUUUCUGAAUGGGUACACACAUACUCUCCGCGCCUUCGAGACUUCUCAGGCCACGUCUCGGGAAGCUAUCGUGGCGGAUCUCCAAACGGCGCUUGACGAACUUCGCUCUAAGAUCCCUUGGUUAGCUAACCAAGUUGUCACAGUCGACGCCGGUCCCGGGACCUCGAAUUUCAUAACAUCCGCACCGUGGCCGGCGUCCGCACCGCCCAACAAUGUUGUCCGAGCGGACCAUGACGCCGACUUUCCUCCUCUUUCCUCAAUCCUAGCAUCCGGAGGUCCCAUGUCCACUUUCGGACCCGCGAAUCUAGUUCCUUGUCCCGGCCUUCCGCACCCCCAUGGCCUUUCACCAAUCCCAAUUCUAAUAAUCCGAGCCGUCUUCAUCACGGGCGGAGUCCUAGUGGUCCUGUCUGCGCACCAUAACAUGGUCGACGGCACCGGUCUCAUGCAGCUAUGGGACCACAUGGCAACUCUCAUGAACGGCGAUAGUCUUUCCCCUAAAGCUUUACAAUGGGCCAAUGCGGACCGCACGCGGGUCGUGCCAUUACUACGUCCCAACGAGCUAGUAAAAGACUACAGCCAUCUCCUCCGCCCGAAUCCCUGGCCAUUAGGUCCUCCACCGGAAACCAUAUGGCGCGGUUUCACAGUAUCGCGCUCAGCACUUGCCGAGAUCAAGGACCGUGCGUCCCCCCAGACAGAAGGCGCUUUUGUGUCAACCGACGACGCCCUAUCCGCAUUCUGCUGGCAGCGAAUCUGCGCCGUCCGUCUAUCAUCCGGCCGCUGUCACGCGACUCAGCUCUCCAAGUUCGGGCGGGCUGUAAAUGCCCGCCGCGCCGUCGGCCUGCCCGACACGUAUCUCGGGCAGAUGGUCGUCCACGCGACGACGCGGCUGCCCCUCGGGGACGUAGUCGCAAAAUCAGUAGCAGAGCUAGCCGGCAUGCUUAGGCGCGAUCUCGAGGACGCGAGAACGGAGUGGAGCGUUCGGAGCUGCGCGACGUUCAUGGCGGGCGUGCCGGAUAAGUCUAAGCUGCUGUACGGCGGGCUGUAUAACCCGGCAACGGAUAUCGGUGGCUCGUCGCUGCUUACGUGGGGAAGUAGGCCGUUCAGGAUGGGUGCGCUGGGAGAGUCGAGGAUGUUUCGGAAGCCGGAUGGGCCGAGGAUCCCUGGAUGUAUGUAUUUCUUUCCGUCGGAUAAUGAGAGAGAAAUGCAGCUCGUUUUAUGCCUUACGAGGGAAGAUCUACAUGGCUUGAGUAGAGAUACGGAGUGGGACUAUUUUGUUAAAGGAGUUGGUUCCCUAGAAUGAUUCAGCUUCGUAGCUUUAUCUGUUCGGCUUUCAAGUCUAAGGAGAAUAUACCAUGUAAAGUCUUUCAGAGCUCUAAGGAUAAUUGUAUAACAAAUAUACCAAGGUUCAUUCAAGGAGGCCUUGUCAGUCUUAGGGGGUUGAUUUGUUUAACAUACGUACCGGUACCUUAUUUGGCAAUAUAGUUGAACAGGACUUAUCGUCAAUGCUGUAACAAUCUGAAUCUCCG
Molecule: messenger RNA, 1843 nt
Organism: Annulohypoxylon truncatum
Lineage: Eukaryota; Fungi; Ascomycota; Sordariomycetes; Xylariales; Hypoxylaceae
Exons: 1
Coding region: 112-1617 (501 amino acids)
Molecular function (GO): acyltransferase activity, transferring groups other than amino-acyl groups
Source: RefSeq, a predicted model, not a curated record